UAGACAUAAGCCCAUAUUUUUAACAAGUACGACCUUUAAAAUGCUCUUUCAAAUGAUUCCGUCUUUAAAAAGAGUACCACAGACUCAAACACAAACCAAAAUAUCAUUCCGGAAUCGUAUCACAGUCGUUCGGCGUAUCAGUUUUUAUUUUAGAAUAUUUACAGACGAAUCAAUCAUGGCGAACAGGAAAUCAACAACAAAUGUUUUUAAUGUGACGCAUUCGCGUCUGUUGACAAUCUGUAUUCAUUUAGUGUAUUAUGAAUGAAAAUAUUCCAGGAGGAAGACAGAGAGCUUCCUCUGAAAGUGAUAUUUUAGAUGAAAAAGUAGUGCAAAAUGUUGGAAACCAUUCUUUGACCCUAGACCACCGAAAUUUUAGUAGAAGUUUUGGGAACAGUCUCUCUGAUCAAAUAAACUCAGAUGAGGAAAUAAUUAGUAGUGAAAAGGGUUAUUUUACAUUACAGACUAAGGAUAAGCGUCGUAAUAAACCAUUGUUUAAGUCCGUUAAAAAGUUGGUCAAUCGUAUUCGUCGUUCGGCUCAUAGUAAUUCGUCAACUGAUGUGAGACAGGAUAUGAAUGGAGCAAGGGGUGGUUAUAACCCUCAUUCCAAUGAAGGCAUACAGACAGAUUCUGGUGCAACUAUUAAGCGUGCACCAGAUUCUACUUCAAGACCCCUUAUUACUAGACCUAUGACUGUAGCUUUGCCGUGGAAGGUGUGUCCAGGAACAGUUGGAAUUCAAAACCAUGGCAAUACAUGUUUUAUGAAUGCAGUUCUUCAAUGCUUAAGUAAUACUGACGCUAUAACAGGGUAUUUUGCAGCAAAGCAACACAAAAAUGACUUGAAGACUAGAGGAUUUUCUAAAAAAUUCAGCAACAGUAAAAGUGAUUUAACUGAACAACUAGGGACACUUUUAGAAAGUUUAUGGUCAAAUAAUUAUUCUCCGGAUAUAUCAAGUACUUUUAAGAGUACUGUUGGAAAAUACAACAGUCAAUACAAAGGUUCAGCUCAACACGAUGCACAAGAAUUCCUUCUGUGGUUGCUAGACAGCAUUAAUGAAGAGCUUGCAUUAACAUCAAAGAAGAAGCAUAAAUCAACCAAGGGAAAAGAUUCUUCAGAUGAAUCCCUUGCUGAGGAAGUCCUUGCCAACAGUCAUGGAUGUUAUAUGUACAACAUGUUCCAGGCUAUUUAUAGAUCAUCAUUACAGUGUGCUAACUGUAGUAAACAGAGCAACACAUUUGAGAGUUACCUCUGCUUGUCUCUGCCCUUGCCUCACAAAACUAAAAGACCAGUAUUUGUGACAAUUGUCUAUCUGGAUGGAGACCCAAAACAAAUUAAAGUUGGUGUAGAAAUUGAUUAUCAAGAUACUGUCAGAGAACUGAGAGAAACUGUAGCAGAAAAUACACAGAUAGCAGUUUCACAGCUUGUCCUAUGUCAGAUUCAAGAGGAUGGAUUUAAAUGUACAUUCAGUGACGAUCAGCCUAUCAGUGAUAUAUCUGAGUCAGAGCUUGUCUGUGCUAUAGAGACAUUACCUUUACCAGUAUCAAAGAGUACAGAGUCACCAUACCUUCAGCUCAUUGUUGUGCAUACCAUCAGAGAAUCAGCUCCAAUUAAAUACACUAGAUUCAGUCCACCUCAAGUUCUGAAAGUUGACAGAGAUAUUGACUACAAAUCAUUACAAAAAGAAAUCUUGAAGCAUAUGGCAGAUUGUGUAAAGGAAGGUCUAUUAUCUCAGAAAUUGGGUAUUUUGUUUAAAAUUAAAGUUAUUGAUGGCAGUUCUGGUAAAGCUUACUUACAGCAGGAUGUAGAGAUGCCAUUGUUAACAAAUCUGGUAGAAAGGGCAAUGUCUAUGUGUAGAGAUGAGUAUGGACCUCAACAUCUUAAACUUGUGGCUGAAUGGGAACCUGCAGUUCAAUCAAGGGUUAUAGCAGAUGAAAAUAACAGAGUUGAUGAGCAUAAUUCUUAUAAACGAUUACGUCAGAGUUCUCAACAGCCAUUUAAAGUAUCAUUAGAUAACUGCUUACAGUUAUUCACCAAAGAAGAAACAUUAAGUGGAGAUGAUGCCUGGAAUUGUCCUCAUUGUCACAAAUAUCAACAAGCUGCAACCAAAACAUUAGGACUAUGGUCAGUUCCUAAUGUUCUAGUCAUACAUCUAAAAAGGUUCAGACAGGUUGGUGCUAGAAGAAAUAAACUAAAUACAUUAGUAGAUUUCCCUGUUAGAGGUAUGGACAUGUCAGAUCAUAUAUUGCACAGGAAUCAAGCUGGAAUUGACCACAGCAUUUAUGAUUUGUAUGGGGUCUGCAAUCACUAUGGUAACAUGUUAGGAGGUCAUUAUACAGCUUUUUGUAAAAAUCCCCUGGAUGGAAAAUGGUAUGAGUUUGAUGAUUCCAAAGUCAAAUCUAUUAGUGAAGCAGAUGUGAAGAAAUCAUCAGCCUAUUUAUUGUUUUAUCAGAAAAGAGGAUCAAAUUCAAAAAUAACAGAAGGAUUACAAAAUAGAACUCACUGGAUUUUCAAAUUAUGUCCUUCUCUUUCAAAUGUCAAUUCUAGUGACUUCAAAAGUGCUAAAGAUGGUAGUCCACAAGAUGAAAAUUUACUCAGUGUUCAGAAUUAUGAAAAUGAGGAAAAGGAAGGUUUAUUUUCAAGACAGAACAGUGGACGAAGUGAUUUGUCAUCUAAAAGUGAAGAGAAAACUACUAGUAAUUCGUCAAGUAGUUAUGUGGGGAAAUCUUUACCUCCAGUUCCUGCGGGACAUGUAUCUUCAAAACUAGUUCAUAACCCACCAAAUUCACAAGCACUGCCACCAGACUUGUUACAAAAUGCUUUAAGUCAAACUUCUAAGUCAAAAGAAACACAUUCUAACUAUAGUCAGAUGUCAACAAAUGGGGAGACUAAGCAUUGUAUUCCUGAUAGUUCGUUGGAUGUGAAUCUUAGGGUAAAACUACCUCCCAGUUCUGGGAAUAAGCAAUCUAACCUUAAGGUAGACUUGGUUGACAAGCCACCGUCUGGUAGGUCUAAUUUGUACAAUCGUCAGAAUGCCUACCCACCAUCAAAAUCAGAAAAAGUACCCCCAAUUCCACCUAGAACUGAACUCCCUGUAAAGAGUUAUACACAAAAUUACUCAAAUGGUGCACCACAAAGUUUUAGUGCUAAAGUUGAAACAUCUGACAUUAAACAAAGGCCACAAAGAGAUUCUAGUCAAAGAUCGAGAGUUGCUCGGAACGAUUCUGAGAUACAAAAAAGUAAGAUAUCUCAACAAGAUAAAGCAUCCUAUGAUGAACUUGACAACAGAGUUUAUUUAAAGGAUCCUUCACCUCAACAACAAAGGAAGCAAACACCACAACAAAAUAGGUCAAGAUAUGAUGACAUGGAUUCUAGAGUUAUUGUUAAAGAUCCUUCUCCACAACAAAGUAAGUCAAGAUAUGAUGACAGGGAUUCUAGAGUUACUGUAAAAGAUCCUUCUCCACAAACAAACAGACAGAUUCCUACCCACUGGUCCACUCCUCAGCCUCCCCGAAAAUGUACACAAGGUCAGCAGUCUUCAAAGUCGCCAUUUAAAAGACAAAAUUCAAUUCCUGUUAAAAGGAGUUCAAGUACUAAUAAUAGAUACUCAAGACUUCCUUCAUCCAGAUCUGAGGAAGAUUUGCACACACAAACAAUAGCACAACAGAGGGUAUACGAUGAGGAGAUAAAAGCUGUGAUUCCAUGUAAUAAAGGAGUUCACGACCUUAUCAGUACAUAUAACAGGAAGGUUUCAGACACUGAACGAGAUAGACCACCUGUAGCAACACUUAACAGGAGAACAGAACAGACAAGGUCUUCAAAGAGAGACGACUACAAAAGAAGUAUAAGUUAUCAAAAUGCCAAAAACAACAAGGAACAGUUUGAACCUUUAAUUCAAUUUGACCUACCAGUACAACAAGUUUCAAAUUCAAAUGAUGAUGUAUACAAUGUGAAGAAUAGACCACAGACAAAAAGAGGUAGUUAUCAUCAGAACCAGUCAGACAACUACUCAUCAUCCCAUAAUGGACUAGAGCAUGAUAGAAUGCCCAAAUCAAAAACGGAUGAUAAUUUAGCCUAUAAUACUCCAGGCUCUAGAAAACCUGUGUAUGAACCUAGCCCAUCAGAAUCCUCAUCUUUUUCCGAAGAUAAUAUGCCUCGUUACAAACCUCAGAAACAUUUCGUUGUGAAGCCUAAAGAAAAGGUCAAGUCAUUAAGGAAAGAGAAAAUGUAUUCACCUUGUAUGAAAGAAUCUUCUGUAUGAUGAAGUUAUUUCUGUUAUAAGAUUUACAAUGUGAAAUGUACUGGUACCUGAAUAUUUUUUUUUACAGUUUCAUGUCAGUGUUCUGUGUUUGAAAAGGUUCAGGAUCAUUCUUUGUGGGAUGAAAUAAUUACAAAUAGACAAUACUCAGAUCAAUGCACAAAUUAUAUCAAAGAUAUCAUAUAAUCAAUUUGACUACUUUUUCUUCUGACAGUAUUUAGAGGGUUUUUUUUCAGCCACAUUAUAAAUAUUUGAGUCUUAUUCUAAGACUUACAUGAUGUACAUUAUGAAAUAUGUUACAAAUGGUUGUUUCUGCAAUAUUUCUACUGUUGACUUUUAUCCCUUACUUUCAAUCUCAUAAUUUUGUUCUUCUUUACUGUGGACCUCUUAAAGAAAUGUACAUAAGUGUACAUAUGUGUUAGAUAUGGUGCUAAUCUUUUAUAAAGAUUGUGUAUUCUGUACAUUAUAUAAAAGACUAUUUAGUUUAUGAAACAGUAUAUCAGUAUAAUUUAUUUUUCUUCUGAAUGUUGAGCUUAUUCACUAUUUUUUCUGUUUUUUCUCUCCUGUAAAAUUGAUUUAAAAGUAGAUUUAUAGUAUUUAUUGCUUUUUGUAGUAUUGGUAUUAGUGUACCUUGAAGUAAACUAGGAUGAUGCAUUUGUUUGUAUUUAAGGCCAAGCAUCUCCCCAUUACAACUACUGCAGUGAUAUACAAAUUAUUUCAUAAAUCUAAUGUUGAGAUUGAAGUCCAUUUCAGAACAAAUAUGAUGUGAAGGGAUGGUGGAAUUUUGUAUUGUUUUUUUUGUAGAUAUAUAUCUUUCCUAACACAUCAUGAUAGAUAUUAAAUUUUUGUUUCAACAGAUUAUGAUUUCAUUUCUUCUCAGUUAUGCUUUAGUGGGUUAAAAUUUCAAUUUGAUGAUUUUUUUUAAAACACCAGUUUAAUUUAUUCUAUUAGUAAACUAUGAUUUAGCCUUGAUGAUAUUGUUGUUUAUAAUAUAUAGAGAUAAAAACAUAUGAGUAGAAGAUUUAAAUUAUGACUGAAAAAUGGCAGGGUUUACCUCAUGAUCAUUGACAAAAGUGGUCAAACUGAAAAAGUGUAUUGUAACAUAAAACUCCCAGGGGGUGGAAAAGGGGUUGGAUAUUGUGAUCACAGACUUUUCUUUAUUGAAGGAAAGACAUUCUUAAGCAAUUAUUUUAGAAUGCUUAGAGAGCAUUUGAGUAUUCUUAUAUAUGUGAAUUGUACAAGAUAUUAUAAUUAUUUGAUAUUGUAAAUAUGGACAGUCAUACAUGGCAUUAUCUGUAAAGAUCAUUGGUGCAAUUAUUUGUAUAUUUUCAUUCAUUGUAGAGAAGGCCAUUAAGCAAGUUACUAGUAAUUGUUGUUGCUUUGUAACGAAAACUGUUAUCUUAUAGAGUUCAUUAACAUUAAAUAUUGUGAUACUAAUUGUAUGACCUUUAAUCUUAGAUUUUGAAGGGCACUACAUUAAAGACUAAGAUCUAUGAUCAUAUUCAGUAGAUCUAUUAACAGGUAAAAUUGUAAAUUUCAUUUAAAUCAUUUGGACAACUGAUCAUUUUCAUUGAAAUGCAAAGAAAUAUUGUCAUUUUAUGGUCUUAGUAUAAGAAAAAGAUUUUUUUCUUUUCAGGAAAAGGACUUUAUUUUCAUUAAAUGUAAUUGAUUAUUUUAAUAAAUUACUUUUGUAGUGAUGUUUUGAUUGACCAUUCCAUAUCUGUAUGAUAGAUUGGUUGUGAGGUUAAUAUUUGAUUUUUUAAAUGUUCUUAUUUAUAUACAUAUACAUUACACCAUUCCAAGUGAGAUAUAUGUGAGUAAGUCAUGUACAUAUGAGUUUUAUUUUAGAAAAUCAAAAUUUGUUAGAAGUUGUUAUUGUUAAUUAUUAUAGAACUUUUUGUUUUAGUCAACUUUUGAUAUGUGAGGAAAUUUAAUUGAUCUGCAAUUGAAGAAAAAUAUUUUAGUUUUUAUUUCUUGGUAGAUUUAUUAAUAAGGAUUGUAUGCAGGUGAAUAACGAUUAAUUGUAUCAAAAAUAACUUCUCCACAUCAUGAUUUAUGAUGAAAUGUUAUUGUAAUGUGAAUUAGGCCAUAUUAAAAACUAUUUGGUUCUCGGAAUAAAUGUUCAUGGCAUCUUUUAAUUUUCACAGUAAGAACUGUAUUUUAAAGAAACAUGAAGAUAUUUCUUGAUAAAUGAUUAAAAAUAACAGCUUUAUUCUACUUAUUUUUGGUUUUGCAAAUGCACAGUGUGGAUUUUAAGAUGCUGUGCUCAUGAGUACGCAUCAUACUGACCCAUAUUUAUAUUUCAGUUGUUUGUGAACCAAGUAAUUUUUAUUUGUCCUUUUAAGUCUUGUGCCAUAUUGUGAUAAUUUUAAGUGAUCAUAUGCAAUUGUUAUAAAGAAAUAAGUUGUAUAUUUUAAUUUAGUUCAGUAUUGUUUAUUUUUAUCUUGCCUGUAAAAUCUAACAAUUUCUAUUUUAUUAUUUACAAAUAAUUACUAAUUUAUGUAUCUUCUAUCCAUCAAAAUGUUUAUAUCUGAAGAAUUAUUCACUUCAAUAUUUGUACAUACUUCUUAGGAAGAUUAUAUUACAGUUUAUAAUAAAAACAUAAGGUGUCAAAGAUUAACACUCAGAUUUGUUUAUAUGGAUGUUUUUGUACUACAUAUCUUCUAGUUACGGGUAAUGGAAAAGUCUGAAAAAUUAGAAAAUGAUUUCGUUGGUUAAUUGUGGCAUUAUUGUGCAACAUUUUUAUUUCAAUAUAGCUAAUUGAACUUAUAUAGAGCAGCCAUGACAUCUGAGCAAACUGUAAAGGCUGGUGUUGAAGUCAUAAAACUUUGCUCAGUGCUCGGAGCACAAAAAUCAUGCUUGAAACAUGAAAUCCAGCAUUUUGAUUGGUUGAUUCUCAAGUCUGAGUACACAAAUUGUGCUCAAAAGUUUUAUGAACACAAGGCCUGAUGUUGAUAAACAGCUCCAAGCAUACUAUUUGAUUUAGCAUGUGACAUCAUCAUUAGCCAAAUGUCUUCCCUUGGCAGCUAUAAACUGACAGUUAAUAUUCUCUUGAACUGCUUUGCCCUGGUGUUACAUCUUUUUUCUUUUUUUUUUAAACCAGGGCAUUUAAGAAAAUAUCUAACAUAUACUUUUCGCCAGUUUGCCUUAAAGCUUAUAAAAUAUUGCUACGAUAUCUAUACAGACUUCACACCACAAUUAUUUUGACUACUAUUUUUGUAAAAAUAAUAACACUUUAGAGAGUUAUACUACAGUUUAAAUCAUAUAACAAUUGUUAGACAUUUUCUCUGAAAAAAAGUUGAAUGAUGAGAGGAAAAUUCUGAUAUUGUCUUGAAACAUUAAUUCUCCUAAAAUAAACCAAGAAAUACAUACUUUAUCAAAUAAAAAACAAGAGAACAAAAUCAGGAAGAAAUAAUCUAUAUUUAGAACAUCACAAGCAAAGGGAAAAAAUUGAGGUUUGAAGUCUUAUAGUUAUCUAACAUGAUAGUCAGGAUACUACAAAAAAGAAGAAUUACUUGAAUUCAUGAGCAAGACAAGCAAUACAGAUUCUUCUUAUCAUCUAGUUCUGCUAUUAAAACUAAUGUGUUAAUUUCAAGAACAGCACAUUAAUAAAUUUAUUUUUAGUGUGUAAAAUAAUAUGCAAAAAUAGAAUUGCAUUUUCUUCAUUAUGGUUUUAAAUGAACUAAAAAUAUGCUUAUUUCUCUCUGUCAAGCUUUAUUUGAUAUUAGACCAAUGUAGGCUCAUUUUCUUUUUAUUGUCAACACACACUGGAAUGUUGUUAUUCAUAGAAACAAGUGCUUGUAUUAGAAUCAUUGAUCAUUGUAUAUAGCAUACAUAUUAUUUUAACAUUCACAUAUCUAUCAUAUCAUAUCUAUUUACUUGUUUAUUUUUAUGGGGUUGUGUUUAUUUUAUUUUUAUUUUUAGUUGAUAUAUCUAUAUGAUACAGUUGACGGAGUUGUACUACUGUUUUAAGUUUAUUGAUUGUAAAAUCAAAAUUAUUUAUUUCUUUGAUAGAAAAUUUAAGUAUAUGUUUAGAAUCAGAAGCAACACUAUUGGUUAGCAUGUAAUACAGUUUAAGAUUAAGACUGCAAGAUGUUUCUAAAAUUCUUUACUCAUUGAAUUAACUCAAAAUUGCAUAAGCUGAAAGAUGUUCUUUUUUUAAAGAAAAAAAGUUAUCAUAAUAGAAUUGUAUUGGCAGCUUUAACAAAAUUAAGAAGGGAUUUUUUAAAAACUUUUUAUCACUAUAAUUUUUGAUUUUGUAAACAAAGAUAUUUUAAUACUUUAUAACACUGAAUAUCAUCUUUUAUCAUUUAGUUUUACUGAUUAAGUAAAGGUGUUUUAUAAUUUUCAUUUUUUUUAUGUAACUUUUAAAUGAUUUAUUUUGAUUUGUUAAUUUUAUUCCAAUAUUUAAUAAGAAUUAUACAAUACAAAUCAUUCCAAAUUACACACAGAUUAAUAUGAUAAAGGCAAUACUAAUCAUGAAUCAGAUUAAUUGUUUACACUUAUAGAUCAGGAUAAUGUUUAUUCAUACAAAUGGGGACCAUGUUUACCUAUAAAGAUCAGAAUCAUGUUUAAACAUAUAUUGCAUGAUCAUGUUUAUACAUACCUAUCAUGAUCAUGUUUAUACAUAUCUAUCAUGAUCAUGUUCAUGUUUAUACAUACCUAUCAUGAUCAUAUUUGUGCAUACAGGUCAGAAUAAUGUUUACACAUAAAGAUCAUGAUCAUGUUUAGACAUCCCAAUUAUGAUCAUGUUGAUACAUAUAGAUCAUGAUCAAGUUGAUACAUAAAUAUAAGGAUCAUGUUUAUACAUAAAGAUCAUGAUCAUGUUUAUACAUACAGAUCAUGAUGACCAUGUUUAUUCAGAUCAGGAUCAUGUUUAUGUAUUCAGAUUAACAUCAUGUUUAUACACACAGAUCAGGAUCAUGCAUUGUACAUGGCUUUUUAUUUGUAAUCAUUUAUUGUUAUUAUGUACACCUUAUUGAAUAAAAUGUUAAACUUUUUA
Mytilus trossulus (common blue mussel) is the source of this 9255-nucleotide messenger RNA. RefSeq names its product ubiquitin carboxyl-terminal hydrolase 43-like. The coding region runs from base 258 to 4256 and encodes 1332 amino acids. The record is from RefSeq and is a predicted model, not a curated record. Gene Ontology annotation, biological process: protein deubiquitination. Lineage: Eukaryota; Metazoa; Mollusca; Bivalvia; Mytilida; Mytilidae. Gene Ontology annotation, molecular function: cysteine-type deubiquitinase activity. The transcript is spliced from 11 exons.